Molecule: messenger RNA, 4938 nt
Organism: Letharia columbiana
Lineage: Eukaryota; Fungi; Ascomycota; Lecanoromycetes; Lecanorales; Parmeliaceae
Exons: 9
Coding region: 1-4938 (1645 amino acids)
Biological process (GO): tRNA methylation
Cellular component (GO): cytosol
Source: RefSeq, a predicted model, not a curated record
AUGGAGCUCAACAGAGAACGCGAACCUCAAGACCUCGUCAAUGGCAGCAAUGAAAAUAAAGCAAUACUAUCUGAGGAUUCACUGCGUCAAUUGAGCAAGUCUUUGACGGGGCUUAUUCCGAAUAAUGUGGACGUUCUCGAGGAGGGUGUCAUUGCGCACAUUCAGUCCAUUCUACAAGACCUCUUGCAGACCGCUAGUUCAACGGAGCUUUCUCUUACACAUGGGGCUGCCGCCCUGAAUGCUCUUUGCGGGUUUCUUGAACAGUGUAGUGCCUCUUAUGAACAUCGAAUUCGAGAUCUCUCCUACAAUCCGGAGAUAUGGACACGAGCUUUCAAUGUCUACAUUACAAGAUCAGAUAACAACAAACCCAAGCCACUGAGAAGGCUUCUACUGACACUAGCACGCCUAUUAUCGAAGCAUCCUGUAGAUACAGAAAGAGACUUCCUGCUCGGGACUGCUAGUUGUAUUGCUAUUCGAGCUAUCCGCAAGCAACAUGACUUUGCAGAUAUCAAGCCUGCAAUACAAGUAUUGGAGCACUUCCUUAGCAGAGAUCUCCUUUCUGCUGUCGAAAUUGUCCAAAUCAAAAGGCCAGAAGAGCUGAGACUCUCUCGGACGGAGUCAUUGCAAAAGGACAACAAUGAUCUUUAUAAUCAGCAGGAACGGGUCGAUCAGUCUGUACAGAAAUUUGCACUGAGUGCGUUGGAAUGGAUGCGGUAUCCCGAUUGCGCUCCUGCUGUGGGACGUUUCUUGCCCGUGUUUUUUAAGUCCUUUGGUAAGAGCCAGAAUGGCGAUACCGUUCACGUCUCGAAAGAUGGUGUAAUACCACUGUGGAUAUCCCCUGUGAAGGCAACUCUAGAGCGACACCAGGGACUUUUGGAAGUCUUCGAAAUUCACAUAUUGCCAGGUCUGUUCCGCCUGGGCCCUGCUGAUGUAAAGGCAUUCCUAAGGACAUUGCCAUUCGAAAGCAUCCAGCGUGGGAAUGUAGGUUCCAGCAGUAUUUCAGAGAUUCAAUUAUGCUUAUUGGUGGCAAAAACAGACGAAGACUCUAGCCUCGGGAAAUGCUUUGAUCAAAGGCAGAGCACCUCACUUGACUUGACGAAUCUUGGGAUCAGCCUCCUCGAACAUUCUUCGUCAAGUGUGAGACUUGCCGCUCUUUCUCUCUUGGUCUCUUCUUCGGCUUCUGCAAGACCAUUCUGCAGACGAGUACUACGUCGUGUGCAGCAGUGUAUACCUUACUUUCAUGUUGAAGUCAAUGCAAAGCCGCGUAACGAAUUCAUCGCUUUGAUGAAGAAGCUUUGUAUGAGACUUCGAGGUGCUACCGUGUCUCUGUUGAGGCACGGUCAGGAUCCAGACAUUUUGACUAGAGAGCAAACUUCCAUUACAUCCCGAUUAGUUGCAAGGAUUGGUGGCGAAGGGCCAGUGAGCUCAAGAAAUGUCAUCAAGCAAGUGCUUGAUGAGGGACCGCACAUUCUGGAAGAGCACCUCGCUUUUCGAAAAUGGUAUAUGGUGUUUCUACUUCAAGAACUGCGCCCAACAGCAUCAUAUCAAAGCCAUGUCACGGCACUGAAGAUACUAGAAUUCUUGACGGAGCAAACUAUCGCUCUACGCAGUCUAUCGUCGAAAAGCCACAAUGACUACCUCGACGCCUUGAACGAACACCUGCCCAGAGGCUUGUUGCUAAGGCCCCUUACUGAGUUAUUGUUUGACCCCUUUGAUGAUGUCCGCCAAUCCGCAAGUACAGUCUUCGAUCUUCAUCUGUCGAUAAAUUCAAUCCCACGAAAAAGUAUAUCCAGAGGGGGAACGGAUGGCAAAGCAGACUCAUUGGACCAGGAAGCUAGGAAUCAAGCCGACAAUGAAGAGGGCCAUCGCAAAACCAAUUAUCCGAUACUCAUCGACUUGAACAAGGCUGAGAACAGAGCCGGAGUCACAGGUCGAGCAGAUCACGCAGACGGUUUUGGAAGACUGAACAAUCUCCUGUACACAACCAGUGGGACUCUUUUCAAGCCAGCUGGGUGGCACCAAAGUCAUUAUUUGAUAGUGGACCACGUCAUAUCAACGCUGGAAGAGGAGGUCGAUAUCGCCAAAGGCGACCUGCUGUUCGCCGUCAGUAGUAGGCCUCUUCACGGCCACCUGAUCGCUCUCAGAUAUAUAGUCAGCCGCACCGACUACGUCAGAUCGCUCGACGCAUCGCUGGACCAAUGGGAAGUUUUCGAUAGAAGAAUAUUUUCUGUUUGCUCUGGUGUCUGGGAGGUAGUGCAAGACGUCCUCUGCUUCGAUGCUCCAGAGGGCCAUGACAUUAGCGAGGACGACUUCAGUGAACAGGAUAGAGGAACCAAAGAUAUACUUUCAUUCUGCUGGCGGGCUUUAAAAGAAUCAAGUUUACUGAUGCAUGCAAUGGUCAUGAAUAUUGGCUACAUUCCUUCAUCUCUCCGCGAGAGUACCGAUUACAAAGGCUAUCAUGAAUUCGGACUCCAAGCUUUUACGCAGCUGGCUGAGCUGCGUCAUCGGGGAGCUUUCUCCACAGUCUCGCUUACUUUUGCGGCGUGCUGCAUAAUGUGUGCUCGUUCAUCCCAAGUAGCAGUUCGAGAAUAUCCUAAGACUUGGUAUAAGCUUGCGUUGAAAAGUAUCGAGGACAAUGCCUCCUCGCUUACGAGAAGGUCCGCCGGUAUACCGGCUAUAAUCACUGGUGUACUCGCCGCCUAUUCAGGAGACAAGUUCUUUGAUGAUGUGGUUGUAAACCUGCAAGCCAUGGCAGAUGCACCUAUCGGGGUUGAUCUGGGCUCUCUACCUCAAGUGCAUGCGCUGAACUGCCUCAAAGACAUCUUCACGGAUGCACGAUUCGGGCUCAACACAGAAAUCUACGUUGCGGAUACCUUGGAAAUUGCCGCUUCGUGCCUUGAAAGUCAGAUAUGGAACAUACGCAAUUGCGGCCUAAUGCUUUUCAAAGCUUUGUUAAAGCGUCUCAAUGGUGGGACUGAUACUUCGUCCACCAAAGCCUCCAGCUCACAUCGCCGAUUCUCGCAAUUGACAUACCAAAAAUAUGCCAACCUACCAGAGCUUCUACUAAGACUACUUCGCCGAACACCGACCCAAACGCAAGCCAAUGGCAGAGAAUUAUACCCGACGAUGCAAGCUCACAAGGUUUUUCCUGCACUCGAGGUAAUCGAAAGAUCCGGUAUACCAUCUCAGCACGAGAGCCUGUUUCUUGAUGCUUUGCGAUACUACAACGAGUCGCCUGACUGGUCGAUCCGGGAGAAAGCUGCAAAAGCCCUGAGCCUGAUUGUUGAUGAAACAAGCAUCGUGGAGGAAGUCACAAGCUUGCUUGCGCCUAAUUGGAUAUCACAAAACGCUUUGCAUGGGAGACUCCUCCGUCUGCGAUUCUUGCUUGCUCGUAAUGAAGCUCCACUGUUUGGCGACUUACUAAGCACUUAUGAAGCGAUUCCGCCCAUGUUAGAAGACUCAUUCGAGGCCUUAGUUAUACGCAAUGCUUGCCCGGUCACUACCGCAGCAUUCCUCAACAUUUUAGCAGACUUGUUUGCUAUCUUAAAUCUGUCCAACAGCGAGAAGACCAAGUCUUUCUUAUUGCCGGUAUUGGCGAUGGACCAAGAAAAUAUAGCGAAGUAUUCCGCCUCGGCUCUUCAAAGUAGCCCCCUAAAGCGUUGCAUAAACCUAGCCAACUACAUGCAUGCUUUGAAACAUCGGCCACAGAGGAAUGGUAGUACUGAAACUCUCCGGCAUUUCUCAGGAGUCGAUAAGGAUGCGCUUCAGAUCGUGAAUAUGGCACUACAGUAUAUGUCUGAUGAGAGCGACUUGGCCGUCCUACGUUUCUGUUCCGCUCGUGAGCUUCGUUGGGCUCCAGAGAUAACGCAAUGCUCUGAUACAACUAUCAGAAUGAUCACGAAGAAUCAUCGGCAAUUUGAUUAUACCCUGGCUUUGCAGGGAUAUGCUCUUGGAGAACGCUAUGCAUUUGAUGCCACUAACACUGAAGUUCAAGCAUGGAUCCGUCUGCUUUCCACAGCAGGAGCUGAACGCUCCGAUCUUCGUACUAGGACGGCAGUAGUCUUCUCAAUAAGAGCGUUUUUUGAUGGCUUACUGGACCAUAACUUCCAACUGGUCCCAGAUCCUCAGAUUCUCGGAGUCUAUCUGGCACUCUAUGACAGCCUGGUAGAUGACGAUGAAGAUGUCCGAGACCAAGGAGCAAGGGUCGCCUCGACUAUACUUUCCGUGAUUACGUCCACGGCUGCUGACUACGGCACCAAUACUCUAUCGCUAUCUCCACCUGCGGCUAAAAAAGGAUUACUUCGGUUCUUAUGCGAAGGUUAUCGAACUUCGAUGCAGCUCUGCGUGGAAACUAUUGGACGGCUGACUGGUAUGGUUUCAGCAAUAGAAUCUGCCUCAGCCAACAUGCAGGACGGCGAAACUCAGACCAAGCCGGGCAAGUCUGUUUUGCACAUCCGCUCAGUUGCCGAUCUCUCUCUAGAAGCCCGAACGACAUCAACCGUAGUCUUCGUCGAAGAAAAACAGAACUUGUAUAUCGAUACAGUCAGCGAAGCCGAAGGCUGGGCGGAACUCUUGUGCCGGCUUGAUCCUGACGCAUGGCCCGCGAGCCUCGCAUCAGAUUUAGAAACCUGGACUGGCGAAGGACUCGCGUAUAUUCUUGAGAUUCUCCAAAACGGUGUAGACGGAGCGCUGAGUACGACGUCGAAGCCAGAAGUCUUUACCCUUUUCACUCGAGUCUUCCUAGCAGCGAGGGUAAACAUCAGACGCUGCGGGAACCAUGUGUCUUCAAAGGGAAAGGGUAAAGAGCAUGUAUGUGUUGGAUUGUUGGAGAAGCUUCUAGACUUGGGCAGAUCAAGGCUCUUUCAUGAUCUUCUACUCCAUCGCAUUGAGACAAUAGUAGAGGAAAGCUUCAAUUGCCAGAGUCAAGAUCAGGGGUAG